UUCCAGGCCAGCGCUAGCAGCACACAGGGAGAAUGACACCUGUGAAAAUACAGUGUGGAUGGUUAGACCCCACCUGUGCUCCCCGCACCAGGAUUACUCGGGUGGUUGCCGGGCGAACAUGACCUCGGGGAACAGAACUUCCAUCAUUCAACAUUCAAUCACCCGCUGUGUCGUAAGUAGAGAUAAUUACCUAGGUAGCGUCUUCUGAAAACUGCUACCUUACCAGUCGCCAGAGCAGUUGAACACUCAUAAAGUAAGUAAGAUGAAUGCCAAGAUGAGUUUUAAUAAGCCGCGGUCGGCGUGCGUUACACACCUUGACAUAUGUCAUCAUCAGCAGCAGUGUACAAGGUGUGAUGUGGGAAGUGGUCCACUACAACACAUAAACCUGCAGUUGGCCCACCAUCCCCCAACAACCCGACCUGCACCCAUCGUAGCUCUUCGAGACUCGUAUCGCUGCUUGGUAUUUAGAACAUCUACUACUUAAUCCCGCCUGUAAGAGACAGCGAGGCAUCGUAGCCAAGCAAGCCAGCCAACCCACUUACUCCCUCGCUUUAUCUACAUAACCUAGAUAGAUAUCUCCUCGACCUGCUUUGCUGCUGCCAAGAAACCGGCUCCAACAUCGGACAAAGUCCCAUUCAAACUCGCAAGUUGGCCGAUAAUGAGUUGUUGAUACCUGAGCACUCAAUCGAAUUCUCCCUCCCAUCAUGCCAUUGUAUCACUGCCGGCAAAUAACGGCACUCUUCUCUAUAGCUGCCGCCAUCUUGUCGGUACACACGACACUAGCCGAUCCCGUCGAUCCGCUGGGGUACUCCGACGCCCUCGAUUUCUUCCCCAUUCACCGGAGAGACGUCACAUGUCCCGCCAACUACUUCAGCUGUGAAGACCAGGGAGCCCAAUUCCAGGGCGCCUGCUGCGAAAAUGGCCAGACCUGUUCCUUGGACGCCCAUCAGAGCGCCGCCUGCUGUCCCACCACAGCUACGUGCACGGGAGUAGCACCCGGCGGCGGACCUACGGCGACGGUUUCCUAUGUGAGCAACCAGUACUUCACAUUCCCCGCCAUACCCACCUCGUUCAGCAAUGCAGCAGCCUGUACCUCGGCCCUGCACGAUUGCUCCGACAACUACGAUGCUUGCGUGCAGGGUCUCGAAGGCGGCAACGCUGGCUACGGCGUGACUAUCCAGGUCCCAGGAGCCGCUGGCACCACCGUGGUCCAGGCAGGGGCGACACUCCCUUCCGCGACGGCGACAUCCGUGUGCUCGACCCUCUCACUCCAGGCCUGCCAUGGCUUAAGCAAUGGACUAUGCCGCGCCGGGACGCAGGGAGGAUUCACCAUCGGCAGUCAGAAUGGGGCUCCACGGCCCACGGCUGCUUGUAUGGCUGGUGUUAUCGCCGGAGUAGGCCUCGGGAUAGUAGGCGGCCGGUUAUAACGCUAUAUACAACUCAAAGUAGGGCUGGAUGCUGCGCCGCAUACCGCGAAUGGUCGGGCAAGGAAGUUAACUGGACGACGUUACGAAUUUAAUGACGGGUUUUCUGAUUGUAUAUGUUGGAUUUUCCCAUAGACGCUGGGCCGCAAUUUAGGGGAUGAGGGUUGGCAUGGGACAUUGGUAAUGCGACAGAUAGACACGGGAGCAUCGCGUUGGAUUUUACCACGCUUCAUGUUGGCUGUAACCUAGGGGAUGGAAUGAUAGGGGGAUUUGAAUACUAGCUCUCGUGAGAGAAGAAGCUUUGGAAAGGAGGGAGUGGAAAUGAUUUAACCGAUGUUUGAGACAUUGACACCAUUCCAUCACACACACGUGCAUUGGCAGGUAGAUAUCCGUAUGUCUGGCUAUCACCGUGUCUCAGCUACAUAUACCAUAUGAAUGGAUUCUGUUCACUUAUUCGACUGCAUGGCAUUGCGUAUUGAUAUCAGAUGUUUGGUCUAGUAUUCUUGAAAUCUUAUAUUCAUUUGUAUGAGCGAUUCCGAGCUAGGUGGUGUUCUGUUCUGUAGCUGCUAGGUCAAGUACAUAGGUAACCUAGGUAGUUGGGUGGCUACUAGGGUAUCAUAGGC
Messenger RNA from Xylaria bambusicola, 2047 nucleotides. RefSeq lists its product as uncharacterized. The coding region runs from base 705 to 1427 and encodes 240 amino acids. The transcript is spliced from 2 exons. NCBI's taxonomy places the organism in Eukaryota, Fungi, Ascomycota, Sordariomycetes, Xylariales, Xylariaceae. The record is from RefSeq and is a predicted model, not a curated record.